AUGUCCGCCGACUUCUGGGCGGGCUACGUCUCGGGCGCCGCCAGCAUCAUCAUCGGCAACCCGCUCGACCUCGUCAAGACGCGCCUGCAAGCCGGGAGUGACGCACGAAGUGUAGACUCCACCUCCACCGCCGCACCGCACGGCAACACCUUCAGAGGCCAAUUCGACCGCGCGGGAACGCUGGUCAGGGGCGCAACCGUGCCAAUCAUAACCUACGGCGCCCUCAACGCCCUCCUCUUCGUAACCUACAACCGCACCCUCGCGCUGCUCUCCUCCACCGCGCCACCCACCCCGGACCCCUCGUACGCCAAAAUCUGGCUCGCAGGCGCAACCGGCGGCCUCGCUUCCUUCGUCGUCUCCGCGCCCACCGAGCUGAUCAAAUGCCGCGCCCAGGUCUCCACCGCGCAGAACGUGACAUCGUGGUCCAUUGCGCGCGACACCUGGCGACGCGAGGGAAUUAGAGGUCUGUACUACGGCGGCGGGAUAACGAGUGUGCGAGAUGCGGUCGGCUACGGAUUCUAUUUCUGGUCCUACGAAUGGAGUAAGCACGCCCUCGGCUCUCCCGACGACACCGACAGACAAGCCGCCAUGAAAGUCCUGCUAUGCGGCGGGUUCGCGGGCGUCGUCACUUGGGCGUCGAUAUUCCCGCUAGAUGUCGUAAAGACUAGAGUCCAGACUCAGGUCUUGCAUGCUGCAGAACCUCCCGCGCGAGGCGAGCAGAACGCGCUGCUGGGUCCCGAAACGCAGAGGAGAAGGCUGAGUUCCAUAGAGAUUGCGCGGCAAGCGUACCGCAGCGAAGGGGCGGGUGUCUUCUUUCGCGGGUUGGGGAUAUGCAGUGUACGUGCGUUUGUCGUCAAUGCUGUGCAGUGGGCUGUGUAUGAGUGGAUGAUGCGGUUCCUCCAGCAGCCAUGA
Molecule: messenger RNA, 912 nt
Organism: Dothidotthia symphoricarpi CBS 119687
Lineage: Eukaryota; Fungi; Ascomycota; Dothideomycetes; Pleosporales; Dothidotthiaceae
Product: solute carrier family 25 protein
Exons: 3
Coding region: 1-912 (303 amino acids)
Biological process (GO): transmembrane transport
Molecular function (GO): transmembrane transporter activity
Source: RefSeq, a predicted model, not a curated record